Mycosarcoma maydis (corn smut) is the source of this 1107-nucleotide messenger RNA. RefSeq names its product ribosome biogenesis protein TSR3. The record is from RefSeq and is a predicted model, not a curated record. Gene Ontology annotation, biological process: maturation of SSU-rRNA. NCBI's taxonomy places the organism in Eukaryota, Fungi, Basidiomycota, Ustilaginomycetes, Ustilaginales. Bases 1 to 1107 code for a protein of 368 amino acids. Gene Ontology annotation, molecular function: rRNA small subunit aminocarboxypropyltransferase activity. The transcript has a single exon.
AUGGGAAAGCCAUCGACAUUGUCAAGAGGUGGCAAGGGCGGGCGCGGAGGAGCUGGAGGAGCUGGAGGAGCUGGUAGAGGCCGAGGGCGUGGUGGUCGAGGUGGUCGAGGUGGAGGGCGUAGCUUGGUAGAUCGGUACACAUCCGCAUUCGAAACCGACAGCUGGAGGCCGGACAGCGCAAUUGACAAGCCCAGACGAAGAGGGAGUGACAAAGAAAACGCCGACAGCGAUGACGCUGAAAACGAUGAAAGCGACAGCGAUCAAGAGGAUGUGGGGGCCGAGCGAUUACCGAGGCGACGAGGUGCGAUCGAGUCUAGCGACGGAGAGCAGGAUGACACGAGCGAAGGAGAGGACAGCGAGGACAACUCGGUGGAUGGUGGCAGCGAUGUGGAAUCGAUCGACGUGCCCGUGGCGAUGUGGGACUUCAACCACUGCGACCCAAAACGCUGCUCAGGCAAGAAGCUUUCACGAUUAGGCCUCAUCCAGGAGUUGCGUGUCGGACAAAAGUUUCGCGGCAUCGUGCUCACGCCGAACGCCACACAGACGCUGUCACCCGCCGAUGCCCAUAUUAUUGCGGACAACGGAGUGGCGGUAGUGGAAUGCAGCUGGGCGCGGUUGGACGAGGUGCCGUUUGGCAAGCUCAAGAGUCCAAACGAACGACUGCUUCCUCAUAUGAUCGCCACGAACCCGGUCAACUAUGGAAAGCCGAUGAAGCUCAACUGCGUCGAAGCACUCGCAGCCGCUUUCUACGUGUGCUCGAUGCCAGCGCAGGGAAGGCUACUGUUGUCUAAAUUUGGGUGGGGCGAGCACUUUCCCAAGAUCAAUGCGAGGUGGAUCCGAGCGUAUCGCGAGUGCAAGGACGCGCGAGAGGUGAACGAGCUGAGCCGCAAGAUGAUAGAAGAAGAUCGAUUGGAAAAGGAGGAGCUCAAGAAACGAUUCGACGAGGCAGGCGGUAUUCAGGGCACACUCGAUCGAAUCGCCGACGAGGCGGCUGCUGACGACGACCACUACCUUGACAGCCAAGAUGAGCGCGAGGCCGAGGAGCGAGCGCUGGAGCAAGACUUUUCCAAGAUCGUGCGUGUUACCGAUCCGUCUGCCGCCGGCUAA